Molecule: messenger RNA, 177 nt
Organism: Sphaeroforma arctica JP610
Lineage: Eukaryota; Ichthyosporea; Ichthyophonida
Exons: 1
Cellular component (GO): cytoplasm
Molecular function (GO): mRNA binding
Source: RefSeq, a predicted model, not a curated record
AAUGCCUGGACCCGCACACACGAGCCACGGCAGCUCUAGGGUUGAGCAGAAGGACGGUGACUGGACCUGUCCCCAGUGCAACUUCCACAACUUUGCCCGCAACUACGAGUGCAAACAGUGUCGACUACCCAAUACCGGAGAUUUCUCGCCCGUAUCACGUGGUCCUCCCGCCGGAGG